GAACGAAAGAAAUUUGUUCCUCCUCUGGAUGGAUAGAUAGAUAGAUAGAAAGAAAGAUGGAGGACCUCAUAGCUCAACUAAGAAGGAAGGCCGAGCACAAGGUUAAAGUUUAGACAUGGACUCUAUGCCCAUGCCUCCUCCAGCCAUGAAUGGCAACACCAGCAUGAACAACUCAACUGGUGAUUCUCCAAACAUGUCGACCACGAUGAUGAAUAUGCAGAUGACCUUCUACUGGGGGAAAGAGGUUGUGAUUCUAUUUCCAGGGUGGCCUAAAGAGAGCCUUGCCCUAUACAUAUUAGCCUUCUUCUUCAUCUUCCUGCUGGCCUUCGCUGUCGAGUUCUUGAGCCACACGCCGCCAAACAAGCUCGGUAAGAGCCCCGUUGCUAUCGCUUCCUUACAGGCGUUCAUCUAUGCUUUCAGGACAGGGUUGGCUUAUCUAGUCAUGUUGGCUGUUAUGUCUUUCAAUAUUGGGAUCUUUAUAGCGGCUGUGGCAGGCCACACUCUCGGAUUUUUUGUGGUCAAACUUCGUGUUCUUACUGUUGCAAAGAGGACUGAUUCUAAUGAAGUUUGAUUGCAGGUUGAGCUCUUCUUCUUCUUCUUCUUCUUCUUCUUCUUCUUCUUCUUCUUCUUCUUUUUUUGUUUUUAAUCUUUUGGUUAUUUUAGAACUGCUUGUUCUUCUUUUCCUUGAUGGUGAUUGUAAUGAAAAAGCUUUUUUAGUACCAAUAUCUUCGCCGGAGAAGAUGGGGUUUUGUUCAGUGUUUGGUUUCCUUACGUGUGUGUAAGUUUGUAAAUGAAGGCAGUGGGAAUCAUUUGGUGUAUUA
Cucumis melo (muskmelon) is the source of this 821-nucleotide messenger RNA. Its product is annotated as copper transporter 2-like. The transcript has 2 exons. Gene Ontology annotation, cellular component: plasma membrane. Bases 116 to 571 code for a protein of 151 amino acids. Gene Ontology annotation, molecular function: copper ion transmembrane transporter activity. The record is from RefSeq and is a predicted model, not a curated record. Gene Ontology annotation, biological process: intracellular copper ion homeostasis; copper ion transmembrane transport. Lineage: Eukaryota; Viridiplantae; Streptophyta; Magnoliopsida; Cucurbitales; Cucurbitaceae.